This is a messenger RNA of Drosophila willistoni, 1278 nucleotides long. RefSeq lists its product as uncharacterized. The transcript has 3 exons. NCBI's taxonomy places the organism in Eukaryota, Metazoa, Arthropoda, Insecta, Diptera, Drosophilidae. Bases 36 to 1124 code for a protein of 362 amino acids. The record is from RefSeq and is a predicted model, not a curated record.
GGAGUUUUGUGUUUUUACUACUUUUACUCUCCUCAAUGGUAACAUCAUCGUCGGGAGCAGCAGCAGCAGCAACGGCAAAGGCAACGGCGACAGCGGAUAUAGCCAAACAGGAAGCCAAAUAUAAUAAAAAUGCGGAAUUCCCUGAGGAGGAUAGCGAUAUGUUGAUGGAACCGAAUGACUUUACACCAAUCACAGUGUUGCGUUCACAUGAACAGCAUUUUCAUAUGCCGCCGACAACGCAAUUACAUGGCCGAGUUCCAGAUCGAAGUGAUCCCGAGCAAGAGCAAUUUCGACCGAUUCAACAACAACAACUUGUGCAUCCGCAGCAACAUCCGCAAUUGGUGAUAUCCCGUGCCGAUACCGGAGAUUCACAUAGCCAGGCAGCACAGAAUUUCUACCCACCAUUCUAUCAUGAGGCACCACCAUUGGGUCAUUCACGUCCCUAUUUACCCGGACCAGAGAAUUCACCAUUGUCGUUGGCAUUGCCAUUGCCUGGCCUGUUGCCUGGUCAACAGUCACCACAGCAGCAGCAGCAUCAGCAACAGCAUCUACAUCCGCAUCAACAUCCGCAACAUCAACAGCAACGUGCCUUCGAUACAAGUAUUUUGGGUAGCGGUGAUUUUGGUGUCCUGCGCGGUGGCACUUUCUAUCCCGAAGAGGAAAUGCCUUACCAUCCAGAGGAUAACAGCGAUUACAUAUACGGGGAUGCGGCAAAUAAUGGUCAUGGUCGUCCAACCGAGGGAUUCAUACAGAAAUAUACAUAUCCGGAGGAGCAAUUUGCCAAUUUCCGUGAUUUUGCUGAUAUUAAUACGCCAGCCGAUUCGGCUUUCUCGCAAUUCGUUGUUGUUUAUGCACCCAAAAAUGCCACCAAGCCACCAUCGAUAAAUGAUCAACGCAGUCAUCCGCAUCCAAAGAAUAUAUUCGAACAGCUGGAACUGUUGGAUCGCGAGAAGGCAUUGGAAGAGGCGGCCAUGAAGAAGCAACCGCAGCAGCCUAGUAAGAUCAAAACGAAAUUGAAUCGCACAAAGCUGCAUAAGAACUAUAAGAAGAAAGUAAAUCCAAAGGAUUCACGAGGAGACACGGAUUUGGAAAUGGAACAGGAACCGUUGUUAGCCCUCAGCUAAGCUAAGCAAAUUCGCAACAACAACAAAAAAUACAAAAAUACAAAAUACUUCAUCUUUAUUCAACAUCUUGCCCUCAUCCCCCUCUUCCAAAAGAGAAAAACAGCAUUUCCCUACCUCCCUCCCCACUCUGCUGAUUUAGUUUUAUUUAUUUUAU